UGCCAAUUCAUUCCUCCGACAUGCUCCUUGGUUUGUACCGAAUGUUACCCCAUCAUUCUUCUUCUAUUCUCUCAACCACUGUAUCUUCUUGUUUAUUUGCUUUACAUGUCUGUUGACUUAUUCUCCUACCCUCGUUCUCUCUUACUCGCAGCUUGUGGCUGGAGCGUGGCUUGACUCUACACGUUCCCAUUCCGAGCUCCCGCUAGAUCGAUACCUCGGUCAUCAACCAGAUCAGGCGACCUCUGAUCAUGCUCUGGCAACACAUUAUUUCUGACGACGACCGCCAACUUUGAUGUUUCUAGGUCUCUCGAACCCAUUUUUCAGCAACAAUGCAGUACGUUCGGAGUUUGGGGAGCGGCGUAUCCAAGACAUGGAACUCCAUUAAUCCAGCCACUCUUUCAGGCGCUAUUGAUGUCAUUGUGGUUGAACAAGAAGAUGGUAGCCUGGCUUGUUCUCCAUUUCACGUGCGCUUUGGAAAGUUCUCUUUACUCCGGCCUUCCGACAAGAAGGUCGAGUUCAAGGUCAAUGGCGUUAAGCAGGAUCAUGCUAUGAAACUCGGGGAUGGUGGCGAGGCUUUCUUUGUCUUCGAAACCUCGAGUGACAUCCCGGAAGCUCUACAAACGUCCCCCCUCAUGUCGCCGGCAAGCAGUCCACCGGUCUCUGCUGACGAUCGACCUCCUCUCGGCCUUUCAGAACCUUCGUACCUCGAUAUUACCGACUCUGGAAAGACUGGCAUUACUUUUGAGUCCGGCUCUGCCACGCAGCCAAUUCCGAUGCUAAGACGGGCAGGCACGACCCUUAGUGAUCAAGCUCUCCUUCAGUCCUUUCCCUCCUCCAGACUUGACUUGUCAGGAACUUCAUUACCCGAAACUGCUCUGGCACUUCCUUCCACAUUAGGACGUUCCUCCUCGGAAGAGGUUGUACCUAUCGCAACACGAGCAGAAUUUGACACGCUCAGUGCCGCAUAUCUCAACAGUACAGUACCGGACCUCCCGAAAUCCACUUUUGAUGGCUCGGAUACUCCAAAGGCGGCUGCUAGCCCUCCCAUCUUGCGGCCGAAGCAGGCACACGACCGGGCAAUGACCUUGUCCAAAAAGCUGUCUUCCUCGAACAUUCGAUCCCAGGUAACCCCAUCAGGGGACCUAAUGCUGGACAUGACUGGUUACAAAUCGAGUGAAGACGAAGCUCUCCGAGCUGAAGCUGUCGCACGAAAGCUACUUUCAGAAGAACUGGAAGGAAGUCAUGACAUUGGUUCUCUGAUUGGUACCGAUGAGAAAGGCAAUCUCUGGAUAUACAGCAGCGAAGAAGCCCGUGAUGCUGCGAAUCGAAAAGUCGCCAACACUGUGCUGGGUGAAGCCAACCCUGUCUCGCUUGACAAUGCCUCUGAUCCAGGUUACCAUAGUGACAGUGACCGAAGUCCCUCACCAGAUUUCCCCAGCAGGCCCAACCACCUACAACACCAAAGAGCUCAGUCGGAAGACCUUCCUUCACUUUCCGAGUUGUCUCGAGAGCAAAGCCGCAAUUUCGCGAAGACUCUGCGCCUGACAAGCGACCAGCUCAAAGCACUCAAUCUGAAACGAGGUGAAAAUCAGAUCUCAUUCACAGUGAACCGCGCCACAUGCACGGCGUACAUGUUCUACUGGACAGCUGAUGUCCCAAUCGUCAUUUCCGAUAUCGACGGGACCAUAACAAAAUCAGAUGCUUUGGGCCAGCUGUUUCACGUGGUCGGUCGGGACUGGACACAUGCUGGUGUUGCAAAACUGUAUUCCGACAUCGUGGCCAACGGCUACAAUAUUCUGUACCUGACAAGUCGUUCGGUCGGUCAAGCCGAUACUACCCGCGCAUAUCUGAACGGCAUCAUACAAGACGGGUGGAAGCUGCCUCGAGGUCCUGUGAUAUUGAGCCCGGAUCGAACCAUUGCAGCUCUACGACGCGAGGUAUACCUGCGAAAGCCUGAAGUCUUCAAGAUGGCGUGUCUGCGGGAUAUACUGGGCCUCUUUCCAGGGCGGACGAAUCCGUUCUAUGCCGGCUUCGGCAAUCGUUUCACGGAUGCUCUCAGCUAUCGAAGCGUCCAUAUACCCUCGUCCCGGAUCUUCACCAUCAACACCAACUCCGAUGUCUCUCUCGAUCUGCUGACGCUGAACAAAUACCGGAGUAGCUAUGUGACCAUGCGUGAACUGGUAGACCACUUCUUUCCGCCUGUGGCAACACUUGUGAAAGAGGGCGGCGAGGAGUACACCGACUUCUCCUACUGGCGAGACACACCGCAAGAUUUGGAGGAUUUUAUACCUACAGACUCGGAAGGAGAUGGCGAAGAGGAAGAUGUGUCCGACGACGAAGAUGACGCAGAGGUUGAAUCCGGGAAUGAGAUGGGUGACAGUUACAUCUCGAGAGGAAGUCUCGAUGAGUCCAUGAUGAGCGAAUCAAUUCGCCAGUCUAUCGAAGUCGAUGAUGCAGCAGAUGCACUUCAAAGUUCGUACCUCAGCGACGAGGCCGAGGUUAGGGAAACUGAUUUUGCGGACGAUUACCUUGGCGAUAAUGCAUCGAGGCGGACAGGAGGGCAUAUUGUGACACCAAUCGCAAGAUCUCCGAGGAUCUAGUACGAAUUCAAGCACUGACCAGGAGAGAGAGCCAGGGACCAUUGGAACGAUGGAUGGGCUCGACGCAUGUAUCAGGAACGACUUGCGGCA
Molecule: messenger RNA, 2690 nt
Organism: Exophiala viscosa
Lineage: Eukaryota; Fungi; Ascomycota; Eurotiomycetes; Chaetothyriales; Herpotrichiellaceae
Product: Lipin/Ned1/Smp2-domain-containing protein
Exons: 1
Coding region: 330-2600 (756 amino acids)
Biological process (GO): fatty acid catabolic process; triglyceride biosynthetic process
Cellular component (GO): nucleus
Molecular function (GO): phosphatidate phosphatase activity
Source: RefSeq, a predicted model, not a curated record